ACUCUACGCGCGGUAAUUGACAAGCGGACACAGACGCGACUCGCGACUCGUUAACGUGACUGGCGCGAUGGCCGCUCCUAUGCCCGCGUCGAUGUCCGUCCCCAAUAUGGGCCAGAAUGGCGCCCACAACCUGACACCUCAGCAGCAGCAGGAGCUCUAUAAUGCAAAGCAGGCAAAGGACCGUAUGCAGCAGCUCUGGCAUAGGGCGCAAAUGCUCAGACAGAACGGGGCGACUCCGGAGAACAGCGAAGAACUGGCAAAGAUAAUGAGGGCCAUUGCGAUGUUCCAACAACAAUUCGCCCAAAACCGACCUCAGCCCCAGGAUCACCACCAGUCUGCACCUCAGCCAGUUGUUAAUGGCCAUGCUCCUACGCCAUCCACAUCAAUGUCCAAUGGGACACCCGUCCCCAAUGGCAAUCCUCUUACCACUGGAUCAGUACCCGCGCAGCCUUAUCCUACCGCUUCCACUACUCCUGUCUCUUUCACGCCUGACCAGAUCAAUGCGCUCCGGGUCCAGAUCUAUGCCUUCAAGAUGCUGCAGCGUGGUAUGCCCGUUCCCGACGUCGUCCAGAAAGCACUUCAUUCCCCGUAUCAAAACAUACCCGAGCUAGAGAAGCUUCUCCAGGGCAGCGACGUCAACGCUAGAGUAAUAGACAACGCUGUGAAAGUCCAGAAGGCUGUCGACGGCGGCGCUACCGACUCCCCGAUCCCUGACGCCAUCAAGACCGAGGAGCAGGAACCAUUGCCCAACGCCGCUGACUAUCCGAAAGGGCCGUUCCUGGAGGACAAUGUCGACUCUGGGAUAUACCCGUAUAAUGCUUUUGUUCAUCCUUUCACCCACCUCAAGCAGAUCACCGAGAAUCCUGCCUUGUUCGCGACCCGCCUCCAGCGACUCCUCAUACCGUCCAUCAUGCCGUCUGGCCUUGAUCCUCAUCAGAUUGUCGCAGAGCGGAAUCGCUAUAUCGAGGCCCGCAUGGCACAAAGGGUGCGUGAGCUCGAGGCCUUGCCCGCUACCAUGGGCGACGGUGGCAUGGACGGCGUUCUUGAGGAUGCAAACGAGAAGCAGGAAGAGCUGAAGAUUGAGGACUUGCAGAGUCUCGUGCAUCCAAGUCCCAAUGCCCACGGGAAGUUGCGGGCAAUGAUUGAGCUCAAGUCUCUUCGGGUCGUCGAUAAGCAGCGCGCGUUACGAGCUAUGGUCGCCGAGCGCUUGACGCAUGGCUCCCUGCUUCCCCUCAAUCGUACGGACUUCCGCCGGUCAAGGAAACCAACCAUCCGGGAUGCUCGAAUGACAGAGCAAUUGGAGCGAAAGCAAAGGGUUGAGAGAGAGCGGCGGGCGAAGCAGAAACAUGUCGAGCAGCUUGGCGUUAUUUGUACCCAUGGCAAGGAGGUGCUGGCGGUCAACAGAGCUGCCCAGGACAGAAUCGUCAGGCUUGGUAAGGCCGUUUUGUCAUUCCAUGCUCAUACGGAGAAGGAAGAGCAGAAGAGAGUGGAGAGGAUCUCCAAGGAGCGCCUCAAGGCCCUCAAGGCUGACGAUGAGGAAGCGUACAUGAAGCUGAUCGAUACUGCGAAGGAUACCCGUAUCACGCACUUGCUCAAGCAGACGGAUGCUUACCUCGACUCCCUGGCCCAGGCAGUGCUGGAGCAGCAGAAUGACGAUGUGCACAAGAAUACACUUGCGUUGCCCUUCGAGGUCGAGGAAGGGCCAGUUGGCGAGGCGACUUUCGGAGCGAAGAAUACCCUGGAAGACGAGCCUGUCGACCCUAAUCGUGACAAGAAGCUGGACUACUAUGCCGUGGCGCACAGGAUUAAGGAGAAGAUCACUAAGCAGCCCAGUAUUCUUGUUGGCGGCACCCUCAAGGACUACCAGAUCAAAGGGCUGCAGUGGAUGGUCAGUCUGUACAACAAUCGUUUGAACGGGAUCCUCGCAGAUGAGAUGGGUCUGGGAAAGACCAUCCAAACUAUAUCGCUCAUUACAUUCCUCAUCGAAUGUAAGAAGGAGAGGGGCCCUUUCCUCGUCAUCGUGCCACUGUCGACCAUGACCAACUGGAGCGGAGAAUUCGCUAAGUGGGCUCCUAGCGUUAAGAUGAUUGCAUAUAAGGGCAGCCCUACCCAGCGUAAAGCCCUGCAGUCCGAGCUUCGGGGCAAUAAUUUCCAAGUGUUGUUAACUACCUACGAGUAUAUUAUCAAGGAUCGCCCCGUCCUUUCGAAGAUCAAGUGGGUACACAUGAUCAUCGAUGAGGGUCAUCGUAUGAAGAACACACAGAGCAAACUCGCUCAGACUCUAACGCAGUACUACCACUCCCGGUACCGCCUCAUCUUGACCGGCACACCCCUGCAGAAUAACCUUCCUGAACUCUGGGCCCUUCUUAACUUCGUUCUACCAAAGAUCUUUAACUCCGUCAAAUCCUUCGAUGAGUGGUUCAACACGCCCUUUGCCAAUUCAGGCACUGGUGAUAAGAUCGAGCUUAACGAAGAGGAGGCGCUGCUCAUCAUUCGUCGUCUGCACAAGGUGCUGCGGCCCUUCUUACUGAGGCGUUUGAAGAAGGACGUGGAGUCUGAGCUGCCGGACAAGGUGGAGAAGGUGAUGAAGGUCAGGAUGAGUGCUCUACAGGCGCAAUUGUACAAGCAAAUGAAGAAGUACAAGAUGAUCGCAGACGGGAAGGAGAGCAAAGGCAACAGAUCAGGCGGUGUAAAGGGCCUUAGUAAUGAGCUUAUGCAGCUGCGAAAGAUCUGUCAGCAUCCGUAUCUCUUUGAGAGUGUCGAGGAUAGGAUCAAUCCGAGCGGCCUCAUCGACGAGAAGCUCAUUCGUACUUCUGGAAAAAUCGAGCUGCUCUCUCGUAUCUUGCCCAAGUUCUUUGCCACCGACCAUAGAGUUCUGAUAUUCUUCCAGAUGACUAAGGUCAUGGACAUUAUGGAAGAUUUCAUGAAGAUGAUGGGAUGGAAAUAUCUGCGACUGGACGGUGGUACGAAGACCGAAGAGCGUGCUGGCCAUGUCGCCCUCUUCAAUGAACCAAACUCCGAAUAUAAAGUCUUCAUCCUGUCUACAAGGGCUGGUGGUCUCGGUUUGAACUUGCAGACGGCAGACACUGUCAUCAUCUUCGACACGGAUUGGAAUCCUCAUGCUGAUCUCCAAGCUCAAGAUCGUGCGCAUCGUAUCGGUCAAACGAAGACCGUUCGCAUCCUGCGUUUUAUCACUGAGAAGAGUGUCGAGGAGCAUAUGUAUGCUCGCGCUCGGUACAAGCUUGACAUUGACGACAAGGUUAUCCAAGCCGGUCGCUUUGAUAACAAGUCCACUCAGGAAGAGCAAGAAGAGUUCUUGCGUCUCAUCCUUGAAGCUGACCAGGAGGAAGAGAACGAGGAAGCUGGUACCAUGAACGACGACGAAAUCAACGAGAUUAUUGCGCGUAGUGAUGAGGAAGUCAUUAUAUUCAAACAGAUGGAUAUAGAGAGGGAGCGCGCGAGGGAGCAGGCUUGGAGGGCCGCUGGUAACCGUGGGAAACCACCACCACCUUUGAUGCAGCUUGAAGAGCUGCCUGAAUGCUACCAGACCGACGAGCCAUUCGAAGCCAAGGAGGACGAGCUUGGACUUGAGGGCAGAGGUCAUCGUCGCAGGAAUGUUGUCAACUAUAACGAUGGAUUGAGCGACGAACAGUGGGUGAUGGCCCUAGAGGAUGGGGAGGAUAUAGAGGAAAUCGCUGAACGGAAUCGUGACAAGAAGGAUCGCCGGGCUACUAACAAGCUAUUGCGAGACGCCGAGGUAUCGGGAGUUGCGACGCCGGUUUCUGAUACCGACUCUCGCGGGAGGAAGGGGAGGAAAGGCAAAUCGAAAAUGGCUGAGCUUGACUUUGACACCCCUACCAAUGGUAAACGGAAACGUGGCAUGAAGUCUAUGUCCGUAACGCCGUCCAUCAACGACGAAGAGGAAGAGGAUCGCGAUGCUAAACGUCGCAAGACAAAGGCUGCCGACAUUCCUGCUGCUGUACGCGACCGCAUGAAGAAGGCGUUCAUGGAAUGCUACAAGGCCGUUCUGGCAUGCACGGAUGAGACCGGCCGAAAACGGUGCGAACUGUUCAGGGAGCUUCCAGACAAACGAGAUUAUCCGGAUUACUACCAGCUUAUUGGGCAGCCUAUUGCUCUGUCCCAUAUACGCAAGCGUAGCACGUCGAACUACUACAAGGAUGUCCAGCAAUUCCGGAACGACUGGAAACUCAUGUUCAGCAAUGCCCGGACCUACAACCAAGAAGGGUCCUGGGUGUACAUCGACGCGGAGGAGAUGGAGAAAGUGUUCGAUGCCACGUUCGAUCGUGUCCUUGCUGGCUCCGGUUUGCCAGGAGCUCCCGCUGCCGCUGCUGCCACAGGGGGAACGGAUGAUACUGCUCUGACUCCCAUGGAGGAGGACGAGCGUCCUCCCCCCAGAAGCAAAAGUAAGGGACGGAGACAAAUCGUCAGCGAUGAGGAGUAUCUCACUCCCAGCGACGAGGAGUGAUGGAUCCCCUGGUCGUCUUGAUUCUUUACCUUCUUUAUUGCGGUUUAUCUAUCAACCCUCCUGUACAUAGUGUUGUAGUUUUACGCGCGGAUGCGCCCGAACCGUUCGGAUUGCACG
Molecule: messenger RNA, 4603 nt
Organism: Gloeophyllum trabeum ATCC 11539
Lineage: Eukaryota; Fungi; Basidiomycota; Agaricomycetes; Gloeophyllales; Gloeophyllaceae
Exons: 13
Coding region: 68-4486 (1472 amino acids)
Biological process (GO): positive regulation of transcription by RNA polymerase II
Cellular component (GO): nucleus
Molecular function (GO): ATP-dependent chromatin remodeler activity; histone binding; ATP binding
Source: RefSeq, a predicted model, not a curated record